UUUUGAAAGGUCCGGAUUAAAAGUUUAAAAUUCAUCUUCUUUAUGCUAGUUCCAUAGUCUUCAUCCCAUCAUCUUCACCUGUCGCCGCCGGCGCCGCCUCUCCCUCUCUGUGGCAACGACGCUCUUCCAUAUAUACACAACGACGCUCAAUCUCACUAAAAUUUCACUCUCUUAUUGCAAGAACAAAGAGGAUCAAGAACAAUAGCAGCAACAUUAGACUGAUUCGUGAUGACGGCGGCGGGACGGUGAGGUUCGCUCAUGACAUCAACGACGAAGUAAGGGAGAACGUUUGUGGAUAAGAGUUUAUUGAAAGGGAAAACCCAGAACCAUUUCAAUGUGACAAUGGCUUCACUCUUUCAACUACUACUACUGAAUCAAAAACGUUCCCUCUGCACCAAAGUUUCCACUUCAAAAUGGAAAGUGAAGCAAGUCACAACUUCAAACUUCAACGAAUCGUUGGAAGAAAUAAAAACUCACAUCUCUUCUUCCGACUUUAUCGCUAUAUCAAUGGAAAAAACGGGUUCUUCAUCGACGACUCCGUGGCACCGUGUUCAACCCUUUGAUACGGCGGAAACGGCUUAUCUUAAGGCUAGUCAGUCCGCCCAACGGUUUCAGCUUCUUCAGUUUGCUGUCUGCCCGUUUUCUGUUACAGACUCUAACAACUUUGUUGCUCAUCCGUAUAAUUUCCUUUUGUUUCCAAGGGAUGAGUUGAAGUUGGGCAUGCCUGCUUACAGUUUUUUGUGCCAGACGUCUCAGCUUGCAUCCAUGGCUCGCCAGGGUUUUGAUUUCAAUGCUUGCAUAUAUGAAGGCAUAUCAUAUUUGUCCAGAGCACAAGAGUCAGUGGCUAAAAUUCGUUUAGGGACUGGUUCUCCAUCUCUUGCUGCGAUGAAAUCUUCUUCACCCCCUACUGUCGCGGAUACAGUUUUUGUCGAGAGGAUUAGAUCAAGGAUUAAACAUUGGAGAAAUACAUGUAAAAAUUCUGGCGCAAAGACAAGCAAAGAUGAAGAAAUUAUCAACUCUAUUAGGAAUAUUGUCCUGGGUAAUGACCAGUUUAAAUCAAGACCAUGCUUGAAUAUAGAUGUUUGCAGUGAACGUCAAGUGCAACUAAUUCUGCAGAUGAUAGUAGACUUCCAAGAUGACUUCCUUCCCUUAGUCAUCCCUACAAAGAGUGGGACCACUCAGGCAGUACGUAUUGUUUUGGCGAACUCAAGAGAAGAUAAGGAAUUGUUGGAGAGAGAGCUUCAUAGUAUUGAAGAGGAGGAGGGCAAGAAAAUUCGUGGAUUUCGAGAGGUGAUCGAUUUGAUUUCCGCUUCACAGAAACCUGUUAUCUCCCACAAUUGCAUUAAUGACUGUACGCUUGUUCAUUCAAAAUUCAUUGCGCCACUUCCAUCAGAAAUAGAUGAUUUUGUGAGCUCCUUGUGCAAGUCUUUUCCCAAAGUACUCGACGUGAGUUAUCUGAUGAAGAAAAGUGGAACCAUGAAAAAAGUGGCCAACAUACGUAAUGCUUUAUCUUACGUGAAUACUCAUUUCUUUGCACCAGUUGAUAUGGAAAUUCCUGACCAAGAUACAGAGUACAAAGGCAAUGUUGAUGGACUUGAUGCAUUAAGGCUAUCCUAUCUAUUUACGAAGCUCUGCUCAAUAUUGAAAAUUUCCCCUAUUGUUCCUGAAUUUGGAGAUAGGCGAUUGGCUUCAGAGCUUGAAGACUUCACUAAUGUAUUUCAUCCAUGCUCAGACGAUAUCCAAGAAUCAUCGUGUAAUGAGGAUGUUAGUGUAUGGACCAAUAAUACAAGAAAAAUCAACUGUGAACAUUUGGUUUUCUUAUGGGGAUUUAAAUUUGGUAUGACGGCUGGCAUGCUGAAGAGUGCUCUUCGCGCAUCACAUGACAUCUUUUCAGGAGAGUUUGAUGUAAGAUUCGUGGAUAAGAGUUGUGCCAUUGUUGUUUUCUGGCAACCUGGGUUGUCGAGAGAUUUUAUAAAUGUAAUGAAUGGUGACGGAAUUAGUGGAGGCUUAAAGGAGUUAGUAUCAGAUGGCUUGAGGGUAACAUGUUAUGAGACCUAUAGAACAAUGUGUAGGCUAGGUUUGUGGGAGAUGGAUCUUGCAGAGUCUUUAGAAAAAGCCUUGGAGUGUUCCCUCAGCGAUAAAGAGAUAAAUUGUGAGAGAAAAUCUUCUGAGAUUCAUUGGUGUAAUGACAAUGUAAUUAACUUUGCUGAUCUUUAAUGUUGUAGUUAACCUAUUCUUUGAAGUUAGUUCUAUUAUUUGCUGAUUUGCAUUGCAAAGAACAUGGCAAUAUUUGAUGUCAUACUGAACUUGUCAUUACAAUUUUGGAAGGUAGGAGUUGUAAUAUUGUUGUAUAAAGUAGUUUAUAAUGUGACAUUACGAUUUAUUUUUAUUUUUUUUUGAAAGGAUGUGACAUUACGAA
Messenger RNA from Trifolium pratense (red clover), 2419 nucleotides. RefSeq names its product poly(A)-specific ribonuclease PARN-like. Gene Ontology annotation, cellular component: cytoplasm. Bases 343 to 2217 code for a protein of 624 amino acids. The record is from RefSeq and is a predicted model, not a curated record. NCBI's taxonomy places the organism in Eukaryota, Viridiplantae, Streptophyta, Magnoliopsida, Fabales, Fabaceae. Gene Ontology annotation, molecular function: 3'-5'-RNA exonuclease activity; RNA binding. The transcript is spliced from 8 exons.